AUGUCGGACUUCAUGCAGAAGAUUUUUGACUCUAAAGACCCCAUUGUUGUAGACUGCUGGGCAACCUGGUGCGGCCCCUGCAAAGCCGUCGCUCCAAUCUUCGAAAAGCUCAGCGAGAGUUUCCCGCAAGUCAAGUUUUACAAGGUCGACGUCGAUGAACAGGCGGAAAUUGCUCAAGAACUCAAUGUCAACGCGAUGCCUACUUAUGUCUUCUUCAAGGAUGGGCAGAAGUUCAGUCAGGUUGUUGGUGGUGAUAUGAAAGCCGUUGAGAAGAAUCUCAAUGAUCUCGUUGCGUAA
This is a messenger RNA of Penicillium maclennaniae, 297 nucleotides long. RefSeq names its product thioredoxin family protein. The coding region runs from base 1 to 297 and encodes 98 amino acids. NCBI's taxonomy places the organism in Eukaryota, Fungi, Ascomycota, Eurotiomycetes, Eurotiales, Aspergillaceae. Gene Ontology annotation, molecular function: protein-disulfide reductase activity. The record is from RefSeq and is a predicted model, not a curated record. The transcript has a single exon.